UCGAAUAGGUUUUAAGUGCCUGAUUAGUCCGACGGGGAUUGUCGUGCAGUGCGAUGCAAGUUCGGUACCUUCAAAUGUCGAAGAAAGUGCAUUCAGUGCUUGCUACCUUAGUGAUUUGCCAGGCGGUGGUUGCCGUUUCCGGUUUAAAUUCGAACGAUGAUGUGGUGGAACGAGUUUCGGGCAAGCAGCUGAGUCUGCAAACGCUCAUCGAAUAUUUAGGCAGUUUGCUGGCAGAUGUAGAGCCAGGAAAUGGGACGAAAUGUGAUUUGCAACUACAGGCAGUUCUGGGAGAUGGUGUUGCAAAUUUCUGGGGACUUCCGAUGUUCGAUGCCUGGGGUAAGAUUCCUUCGGGAAUCUUCGAGGGUAACUUCUACGAUCUUGGCAGCUUCGAAGAGUGUAGUAAAUUUUCCCACGCCUCUAACAACGUUACGGUAGGGCAGAUAAAUGGCCAGUACUGUCUUCUCACUAUUCCAUUGGAGUUAAGCGCCCGCCGUGCAGUGCAGAAUGUGGUUCUGUUCGACGAGCGUGGAUUUCCGGGCAGCAAGGCCACACUUGGAAUGCAAAUUGGAACAUGCUUUCCAAACACGUGCGAUAGUAAAUAUCUGACAGCUUUACUAAAUGAUGUGAAAUCGACAUUCCUGAACACUUCUGAUGUUUCACUCAAGUGCAUUGAGCCAGUGGGUGAUAUGGGAGCGAAAGAAAUAGCUGCUAGUGUAAUCUUCAGCUUUAUUGCUUGCGUAAUAGCAAUGAGUACCGUCUACGAAGUGAUUAGCUUAAUGAAUCACCGGGAACCACGUCAUACUUUCGUCAUGUGCUCACUCUACUCCAACGGUAACAAAUUGUUCCAGAUAAUAAAACGCCCACAAUUCGCUGGACAGCAAAAGUCCGAGAUAAUCGAUUGUCUCAAUGGAAUCCGUGUGCUCUCCAUGGUCUGGAUAAUUUUCAGUCACAACUUCUUGAUGGUGCUUUCAUCCCCACUGGACAACCAACUAGCGAUCUACGACUGGGUGAAAUCCUACCACAGCAUGCUAGUGCUCGCGUCCACCGUUUCCGUCGAUUCCUUUUUCCUGCUAAGUGGAAUGCUUGUUUGCUGGAGUCUUCUAAAAGAGCUGGAUAAAAAUCGAAAACUGAAUCUCCCAUUAAUGUACCUCCAUCGGUAUCUCCGUUUGACACCGGCCUUCGCUGCAUUGAUACUAGCUUCGGUUACUCUGGUGAAGUAUCUUGGAUCGGGACCGUUCUGGAAUUCUUCGUCGGCUGCUUUAGGUAACGCGUGCGAAACCUACUGGUGGUCUGCACUGCUGUACGUGCAGAACUACGUCAAUCCAACGAAGAUCUGUUUGGGUCACUCGUGGUAUCUAUCGGUGGAUAUGCAACUUUACGUUCUAUCACCGCUGAUUAUCUACCCACUGUGGCGAUGGGGCCGUAAGAUUCUGAUCGCAAUUGUCAUCUUAGUUCUGUUAUCGAUGGGAUGCGUAUUUGCGACGAUCCAAGUGAAAAAUAUACGGAUUGCCUUCGCAGCUACAGGGCAAUUACCAAAUCGAAUGACCCUCACGUACUAUCCGACACAUGCGCGCAUGGGAGCCUGGUUGGUUGGUGUUGUUCUAGGUUAUAUUUUACACGAAACGAAAGGUCGUCGGUUUGUGAUGUCAAAGCUUGCUGUGGUCUUCGGUUGGAUUGCGUCACUCGUCGCCAUGGCAGCGAUAAUCUUUGGUUAUUAUCCUCUACAGCAACCGGACACGUACACGGAUCAUUCCUUGGUCGUGGAUGCUUUGUACGAGUCAACGAACCGGGUAAUCUGGGCCUGCUGUCUAGGCUGGAUAGUGUUCGCGUGCGUCAACGGAUACGGUGGUCCCGUGAACACUUUCUUGAGUUUUCCGGCAUGGCAGCCGCUGGGGCGACUGUCGUACAGUAUGUAUCUUUUGCAUUUACCGCUGCAAGUAAUGUUGACGGGAGUUUUGAAAAGUACGACACACUUCGAUGACAUGAGCGUAGUGCACAGGUUCUGGGGAGAUUUUGGUUUUACAGUCACCCUGGCGCUAGUGUGGAGUUUAGCGUUCGAGUCGCCAAUUGUUGGACUAGAGAAGCUUCUGUUCGGGACACGAAGGAAACCGAGUGCCAUGAAGCAAUCAUUGGUGGCGGAAGAGCAAUCCGGGGGGAACGCUAGCGACUCCACUGCUAGUUUACCCCAUAAAGAAAUAGUUUGAGUUAAAAUUGAAAAUAAAUCGAAGGAGG
Messenger RNA from Topomyia yanbarensis, 2232 nucleotides. Its product is annotated as nose resistant to fluoxetine protein 6-like. The coding region runs from base 54 to 2204 and encodes 716 amino acids. The transcript has 6 exons. The record is from RefSeq and is a predicted model, not a curated record. Lineage: Eukaryota; Metazoa; Arthropoda; Insecta; Diptera; Culicidae. Gene Ontology annotation, molecular function: acyltransferase activity, transferring groups other than amino-acyl groups.